AUGCUCUUCUAUAGUGGCCACACACGCCGAAUCGGAGAUGUCGACGAGGGCAGCACAGUCACUGAUUUCCUCCCUGCCGAGCGUGCUCGAGGCAUCACAAUCCAGUCCGCAGCCAUUUCCUUCUCAUGGCCACCCUCUAAUGGAACUCCCCAAACUGUCCUCAAAGCAGGGCAGCCACGCUCCCGUGUUUCCCACAAUAUCAACCUGAUCGAUACUCCUGGUCAUGCGGAUUUCACGUUCGAGGUGCUACGAUCGCUACGAGUCCUGGAUGGCGCUGUCUGCAUUCUGGACGGCGUCGCGGGCGUCGAAGCUCAGACGGAGAAAGUAUGGGCCCAGGCUUCAGCCUAUGCAAUUCCUAAGAUUAUCUUUGUCAACAAGCUAGACCGAGAUGGUGCUGCCUUUGCGAGAACGGUAAAGGAAGUCGGCACGAGACUAGACGUGUGGCCUGCGAUAUGUGGCAUUCCCUGGUGGACUGCAGAUGGACGAUUGCAAGGCGUUGGCGACGUUGUGGGCCUGCGAGGCCUGAAGUAUGCCCAAGGAGGAGACGGCAAGGAGAUUAAGGUCUUUAAUCUCUCACAGCUGGAAUCGGAAGACCCUAGCCUCGCACAGGAGCUGAGGAUCGCACGAAUGGCACUUGUGGAGCGGCUAUCGGAGCAUGACGAUGCAAUGGUCGAGAAGUUUCUGGAGUCGGACGAAGACCACAUUGCCAUCCCCGCCAACGAUGUCACCGAGUCCCUGCGAAGGUGUGUCUUGCAGCAUCCGCAGCCAGUUGCACCGAUAUUUGCUGGGGCCAGCUUUCGAAAUGUGGGCGUCCAGCCUCUUCUGGAUGCUGUGGUAGACCUCUUGCCUUCACCCGGAGAGCGACCCGAACCCGAAGUGAGCAUUGGCCCCAGUACCAAGGGCGGGCUCAAUGCGUUCUUGUCUGGAGAGCUUGUAGUUGAAGCAACCGAAAGCCGCAAGGUGCUCAAGAAAGCACUGAGCAAGAACCACGCGGCUAUGUCACUACAGAAACUCGAAGCAUGCGCACUAGCUUUCAAAGUCGUGGCGGAUGCCAAGCGUGGAGUCCUGGUCUACGUGCGCGUAUACUCGGGGUCCAUCAAUCGCAACGCUGCGCUUUGGAACACGAACCUCUUGAACACUGAGCGUUCCCAGAGGCUGCUCAGGAUGUAUGCUAACGAAGCCGUUGACAUUGAUUCUAUCUCGGCGGGCCAGAUUGGCGUUAUACCAGGCUUGAAAUUUGCCAGAACUGGGGAUACACUAAUAUCGUACCAAGGAGCAAACCCCAAGACUGGACCACCACCGCCUGUGAGCACCUUACAACUCAGGCCAAUCAAUGUGCCACCUCCAGUCUUCUUCGUCAGUGUCGAGCCCAACAGUUUGUCAGAGCAGAGGCAGAUCACAGAAUCGCUUGCUCUCUUGCUGCGAGAAGACCCUAGUUUGCAUGUCUCCAUCGACGACGAAAGUGGACAGACCCACCUAGCUGGCAUGGGUGAGUUACAUCUGGAGAUCGCCCGAGACAGGCUUGUGAACGACCUCAAGGCCAAGGCCCGAAUCGGCAGUAUCGAGAUUGGUUACAGAGAGGCAAUCGCAACCUCCAGUGGCCAGGUCACGGAGACAUUCGAUCGUGAAGUCAGUGGCAAGAGCGCGAAAGCAGCGUGCACCGCGACUAUCGAGCCUGCGCAAGAUGUGAAUAUAUCUCAGGACGAGCAGCGCUGCCACGACUUUGCCUUGGACGACAGUAACCAUCUCACGAUACGUACGCCGACACUUCAUAACAACGGCUUGCCAAUCGAAGAGGGACAGCCGGGAGUACCAGAUGAUCUACCGCUUCCCGUCAUUUUGCGAGCUCUGCGAAAUGGGGUUUCAGCUGCACUCGCGCGCGGUCCAACGCAUGCCUAUCCCGUGCAUUCCGCCUUCAUCGAACUCAUAUUCGACCCAUCGAAACAUUUGUUCCCCAACUCCACUCCAGCUGCGCUUUCAUCAGCAGCACGUCUCGCAGUCCAAUCGGCUCUCAAACACAGCUCAUCUUCAUCCGAUACCAUCCUCAUGGAGCCCGUCAUGCUCGUCACAAUCUCCGUGAACGAAGAUUCUCUCGGCUCAGUCGUGCACGACAUCUCGUCCGCUCGUGGCGGCUCAGUGAUCUCACUUGGCGCAGAUGAGCAGCAGCAGCAGCAGCAAGAUCACACAUCACAGGAUAUUGAUGUUGCUCGGAUCUAUACCCCACCUGAUCCGUUCGGCGGCGGUGGUGGUAGUAGUAAUUCAACCCAAUCUUCGAAUACGGCAGUGACGAGCGGAAUGCGACAGAUUGUAGCGAGAGUCCCGCUCAAGGAAAUGGUCGGCUACCUGAAACAUUUGAGAAGUUUGACAGGUGGUAGAGGCACGUUUACUAUGGUUGUUGAUCGAUUUGAGAGAAUGGGUAUGCAACGCCAGAGGAAUGUUGUGAAUGAGAUGAGAGGUGAUUAUGCUUGA
Sphaerulina musiva SO2202 is the source of this 2469-nucleotide messenger RNA. Its product is annotated as elongation factor G. Gene Ontology annotation, biological process: mitochondrial translation; ribosome disassembly. Gene Ontology annotation, cellular component: mitochondrion. The transcript is spliced from 2 exons. Gene Ontology annotation, molecular function: GTPase activity; GTP binding. The record is from RefSeq and is a predicted model, not a curated record. Lineage: Eukaryota; Fungi; Ascomycota; Dothideomycetes; Mycosphaerellales; Mycosphaerellaceae. Bases 1 to 2469 code for a protein of 822 amino acids.